AUGUCUGGGGCGGAAGGGGCGGGGCUCCUGGCGGAAGUCCGUCGGCUCUGCUAUGUCUGGGGGCGGAAGGGGCGGGGCUCCUGGCGGAAGUCCAUCGUCUGUGCUCUACGCCGGGCCUCGAGUUCGGAAGGGGCGGGUUCCGCUGUAGCGGGAAGUGUGUACGGCUGGGCGAUGGGGCGGGUGCGGGGAAGCCGCGCGGGCGUCUGCGUUAGGAGCCCGGACCAGGGCCGCGGACUCGCCGACUACGUGCUGGGGCAGGUGGCCGACAGCCUGCGGCAGGGACCCGGGCCGGGGGGACGCGCCCCAUGGCGCCUUGCAGGCCUCUUCCGUGCCGGGACUCCGGGGCCGGGUCCUCUCUUCGUACCUGCGCCGCCGGAAACACCUAAGAAAAGGAAAGCUGAGGAGGAGGAAAAUAUGCCUCAGAGUAAAAGGCCAGCUUUGCAGCAAUGUACAAUUAAAGUGAAAGUGAAGAGUCGUCCUUCUGAAGCAGACAGAAUGUUGGCAAGCAGGGAAAGUGCUCUAGCGAGUGCUGACUUAGAAGAGACUCACCAGGAACAAGGGCAGAGAAGGAAAGUGUCUCGGCACAGUGUUAAAGCAGCAGGUGUAAAGGAGCCAGAGAACUCAGCCCUCAGCCUGGACGACAGUCAGACGAAGAAAAUCCGUGCCAACCCUGAAGAAGAGAGGUUGAAAAACGAGAGGACUGUGUUUGUUGGCAAUUUGCCCGUCUCUGUUAGUAAGAAGAAACUGAAGUCAUUUUUUAAAGAGUAUGGGCCAAUAGAAUCUGUACGAUUUCGUUCUGUGAUUCCAGCAGAAGGAACUCUUACCAAAAAGUUGGCUGCAAUAAAGCGUAAGUUUCAUCCAGAUCAGAAAAGCAUCAAUGCUUAUGUUGUGUUCAAAGAGGAGCAUGCUGCUGUUGAAGCGUUGAAAAGAAAUGGAGCCCAAAUUACAGAUGGAUUUCAUGUUCGAGUUGAUCUUGCAUCUGAGACCUCCUCUAGGGAUAAAAGAUCUGUAUUUGUGGGGAAUCUUCCUUACAAAGUUGAAGAAUCUGCUGUGGAGAAACACUUCGUGGACUGUGGAAAUGUCAUGGCUGUGCGGAUCGUGCGAGACCCAGUCACUGGAGUGGGUAAAGGGUUUGGCUACGUGCUCUUUGAGAACACAGAUGCUGUUCACCUUGCUUUGAAAUUAAAUAAUUCUGAGCUAAUGGGAAGAAAACUGAGAGUCAUGCGUUCUGUUAACAAAGAAAAAUUAAAGCAACAGAAUUCAAAUCAAGCUUUGAAAAAUGUCAAUAAACCAAAGAAGGGAGUGAAUUUUGCUUCUAAGGCUGCAGGACAUUCUCAAGGUGUAUUUAUUGGAGAAAAAGCAGUUCAUACUAAAAAGAAGAGACAGAAGAAAAGUGUACAAACUAAGAAAUCCAGAAAACAGAAGUAAUGGUCAGAAGCUGCCAGCUUGCUUCCCAUGGAGUGCUACUGGCUAGUGCAAGCUCCUGCAUGGAUUGAAGGGGAUGGGAAUGCCUCGUAUAUUGAAACAUUGUUUGUGUGUAGACACAUAUCUCAUGGGCUAUGUGUUGCUAAUGAUGUGAAAUGAUUUCAGGCCCGGAGUGAAUGCUUGCAGAUUUAUCUUUGACUUUAGUGUAUGUCAGAAGAGCCCAUGCCCCCAUCAUGUUUUUUCUCCCUAAGAUAAAGAUACAACAUGUGUAGAAUAUGUAGAAUGUA
Molecule: messenger RNA, 1712 nt
Organism: Jaculus jaculus (lesser Egyptian jerboa)
Lineage: Eukaryota; Metazoa; Chordata; Mammalia; Rodentia; Dipodidae
Gene: Rbm34
Product: RNA binding motif protein 34
Exons: 10
Coding region: 1-1428 (475 amino acids)
Molecular function (GO): RNA binding
Source: RefSeq, a predicted model, not a curated record